This is a messenger RNA of Papaver somniferum (opium poppy), 3263 nucleotides long. RefSeq names its product ATP-dependent Clp protease ATP-binding subunit ClpA homolog CD4B, chloroplastic. NCBI's taxonomy places the organism in Eukaryota, Viridiplantae, Streptophyta, Magnoliopsida, Ranunculales, Papaveraceae. Gene Ontology annotation, molecular function: ATP hydrolysis activity; protein binding; ATP binding. Gene Ontology annotation, biological process: cellular response to heat. Gene Ontology annotation, cellular component: cytoplasm. Bases 221 to 2995 code for a protein of 924 amino acids. The transcript is spliced from 10 exons. The record is from RefSeq and is a predicted model, not a curated record.
UCCCACUUUCCAAAUCUCCAUUUAAUAUUCCAUCUCACUUCUCUGAUCUUCUUCAUUCCCAUCUCACAGGACCUCCUUCUCCUCCUAUACUCUCCCUCUCUCCUGUACCAGGAGAAGCAGAACAACAACAAGAGGAAGAAGAGUACAUCCAUCAAAAUUAUUCAGGUUAUCUUGAACCAAAAAUAAGAAACGUAUACUGAGUUUUUGUAAGUAAAGAAUCAUGGCUCGGGCUCUGGUUCAAUCCACGAACCUUUCAGCAGUCAUUGUUGGUGAAAAUCAUGGACAACUUCAAGGAUCUUCUGGAAAAAACAAAAGGACAGUCAAAAUGAUGUGUAAUGCUCAAGCUUCGACAAAGAGAAUGCAAGGUUUUUCGGGAUUACGGGGAUCCAACGCUUUGGAUUCAAUGGUAAAGUCUGGGAUGGAUUUCCACUCUAAGGUAGCAGCUGCAAUCUCUGCUCCACGUGGAAAGGGAAGCCGUGCUGUGGCUAAAGCUAUGUUUGAGCGCUUCACAGAGAAAGCUAUUAAAGUUAUCAUGCUUGCACAAGAGGAAGCAAGACGCCUUGGGCACAAUUUUGUUGGCACAGAACAGAUAUUAUUGGGUCUUAUUGGUGAAGGCACUGGAAUUGCUGCAAAAGUUCUCAAGUCCAUGGGAAUUAAUUUAAAGGAUGCUCGCGUUGAAGUGGAGAAGAUUAUCGGCAGAGGAAGUGGAUUUGUUGCUGUCGAGAUACCAUUCACUCCUCGUGCCAAGCGUGUUUUGGAACUGUCACUUGAGGAAGCGCGACAACUUGGCCAUAACUAUAUUGGAUCCGAGCACCUGCUUUUGGGACUGCUCCGUGAGGGUGAAGGUGUAGCAGCACGUGUGCUUGAGAACUUAGGUGCUGAUCCAAGUAAUAUUCGUACCCAGGUUAUCCGCAUGGUAGGUGAGAGCACAGAAGCUGUUGGAGCUGGAGUUGGAGGAGGCAGCAGCGGAAAUAAGAUGCCUACACUUGAGGAAUAUGGUACUAAUCUCACAAAACUGGCUGAAGAGGGUAAGCUUGAUCCAGUUGUUGGUAGACAACCACAAAUUGAACGUGUAACUCAAAUAUUGGGUAGGCGAACAAAGAAUAAUCCCUGCCUCAUUGGAGAACCUGGAGUUGGAAAAACUGCGAUUGCUGAAGGACUUGCUCAACGAAUUGCAACUGGUGAUGUGCCAGAAACUCUUGAGGGGAAGAAGGUCAUCACCUUGGAUAUGGGUUUGCUAGUUGCGGGUACAAAGUAUCGUGGAGAGUUCGAAGAGAGGUUGAAGAAACUGAUGGAAGAAAUUAAGCAGAGUGAUGAGAUAAUACUCUUCAUUGAUGAGGUGCAUACACUUAUUGGAGCAGGAGCAGCAGAGGGUGCCAUUGAUGCUGCCAACAUCUUGAAACCAGCUCUUGCCCGAGGAGAAUUGCAGUGCAUUGGUGCUACCACUCUUGAUGAAUACAGGAAGCACAUCGAAAAAGACCCAGCAUUGGAAAGAAGAUUCCAGCCAGUAAAAGUACCUGAACCAACUGUUGAUGAGACCAUACUGAUUCUAAAAGGUCUUCGAGAGAGAUACGAGAUUCACCACAAAUUACGAUACACAGAUGAAGCCCUAGUUGCUGCAGCGAACUUAUCAUACCAGUACAUCAGUGAUCGGUUCCUUCCUGAUAAAGCAAUAGACUUGAUUGAUGAAGCUGGUUCUCGAGUGCGACUUCGUAAUGCUCAGCUUCCUGAGGAAGCCAGAGAACUUGAAAAGGAAUUAAGGCAAAUUACAAAGGAGAAAAAUGAAUCUGUUCGCGGCCAGGAUUUUGAAAAGGCUGGGGAAUUGAGAGACAGAGAGAUGGAUCUUAAAGCCCAAAUAUCAGCUCUCAUUGACAAGGGCAAAGAAAGAUCCAAGGCAGAGUCUGAAGCAGCUGAUACAGGUCCAAUUGUGACAGAAGUCGAUAUACAGCACAUAGUCUCUUCAUGGACUGGUAUUCCCGUCGACAAGGUCUCCUCUGACGAAUCCGAUAAACUUCUGAAGAUGGAAGAAACGCUCCACAAGAGGGUCAUUGGCCAGGAUGAAGCCGUUAAAGCCAUUAGUCGUGCUAUCCGCCGUGCCCGUGUUGGACUUAAAAAUCCUAACAGACCAAUUGCCAGCUUCAUAUUCUCUGGACCUACUGGUGUUGGAAAGUCAGAACUUGCUAAGACACUGGCUGCCUACUACUUUGGCUCUGAGGAAGCUAUGAUUCGGCUAGACAUGAGUGAGUUCAUGGAGAGACACACUGUUUCAAAGCUCAUUGGGUCUCCACCUGGUUACGUCGGCUACACCGAGGGUGGUCAGCUGACUGAAGCAGUUAGACGGCGGCCUUACACGGUAGUCCUAUUUGAUGAGAUUGAGAAAGCCCAUCCUGAUGUCUUCAACAUGAUGCUUCAGAUUUUGGAAGAUGGUAGGUUGACAGACAGCAAGGGCCGAACCGUGGAUUUCAAGAACACGCUUUUGAUAAUGACCUCCAAUGUUGGAAGCAGUGUGAUCGAGAAAGGAGGUCGCCGGAUUGGGUUUGAUCUCGACUACGACGAGAAGGACAGUAGUUACAACAGGAUAAAGAGCCUCGUGACAGAGGAGCUCAAACAGUAUUUCAGGCCAGAGUUCCUCAACAGGUUAGAUGAAAUGAUUGUCUUCAGGCAGUUGACCAAGUUGGAGGUGAAGGACAUUGCAGACAUAAUGUUGAAGGAGGUGUUUGAGAGACUAAAAGUCAAGGAGAUUGAGCUCCAAGUAACAGAGAGAUUCAGAGACAGAGUAGUUGACGAGGGCUACAGCCCUAGUUACGGAGCAAGACCGUUGAGGAGGGCAAUUAUGAGGCUUCUGGAAGAUAGCAUGGCCGAGAAAAUGCUCCAAGGAGAGAUUAAGGAAGGUGAUUCAGUUAUCGUGGAUGUUGAUGGCGAUGGAAAUGUGACGGUGCUCAAUGGUAGUAACACUGCGAUCCCGGACGCACUUCCUCCAUCCAUUCCUGUGUAAAUCAAGACCCUUCUUCUCUGAUGGAACUUUUAUGUCCAUGGUCUGUACUUAAUGAACUAAAUAUCAAGUAGGUAUCAGUAACAAUGUAUUUACAUAAAAAAAAAAAAACUACACAUAUACAGCAGCUUAAUUGGGUGCAUGGCUGAACCUACGAAACUUGUUUUCUUCACCACAAGCAAUGCAUGUAUUAUUUAGGUGUUGGACAGAAAAGAAAUGUAAGGUUGGCUAGUGAAUUGAUACUGAUUCAUUCUCAUGCUUUCGAGUUCAA